Messenger RNA from Papilio machaon (common yellow swallowtail), 1622 nucleotides. RefSeq lists its product as uncharacterized. The coding region runs from base 297 to 1493 and encodes 398 amino acids. The record is from RefSeq and is a predicted model, not a curated record. The transcript is spliced from 3 exons. NCBI's taxonomy places the organism in Eukaryota, Metazoa, Arthropoda, Insecta, Lepidoptera, Papilionidae.
CCUCAAAGCUGAAAUUGAAGAAGAUGCGACGUAAGACAGAGGGGGAGCGUCGCUCGAUGUUGUGACGCAUGCGCGGCGCCGACCCUACGAAGCCGGCAAGUGGAGUCGGCGCUGCACAAAGCGAGCACCCGCCGCCGCCGGCACGCACUGACCCGGCCCAACAUACAUGUACCGCGACCACCGGACACGUUUGCAACGCACUGCCAUCUCCUGCUACUUAAAACGAGCAUGUGAUAAAACCUAACGCUAAAACUUGCGUCUCGUAGUGUUUCUUUUGUAGCCAUCUCAAAGUUAUCAUGUACAAGACGGUGAGACAUGGUGAGAACAGUCUGCAGUACACUAUACUGCCGCAGACGGAGGAAGUGUUGAGCAACAGCGGCCUCAAGGGCAAGGGGCGCGACUACAGCCCCUCCAUCCACGUCCGCCGCUCCCGGAGGAGGUCUACUUUGAAAUAUGUUUUACUGGUAAUUUUUGGAAUUGUAAUCGCACUCGCUCUAGCGUCUGUUCCGCUCUACAUUAUGAACGCAGCUCUGUACGCACGAAGAAAUUUGCAAGAUCAUCACGACAUUGGCACGUCCGCUCCUCUGGCUCCUGCCGGCAGGGAAAUAGUUAAAUCGAGGAAGAAGGAACUCAAGUUUUUGCCCGAAUUCAUAACAACGGCAAACACCAAUCUUGACAUGUCCACGCAAUCUUUUGUAACAUCUCCUACUGUUCUCACAACAGUUAUCCGUGAUCGGGCGACGACUCCGCCAUGGACGAUGCCCGCUUUGAGGUCUUGGAAGGGAUUAACUCCCGUGACGACGCGGCGACCCUUAACUACGGAAAAUUUAGAGGAAAUUCCCCUAAUCGGCACUCCGUCUGGUAGCGUCCGCUUGUUGGAUAACUACAUGUCUGUGAAGCCCUGGGAGAAAGACAUAAUAAUAAGACCCACAGUUACCCCGGAACCGAUGACUGUUCGAAACAUAUUUAAAUAUUAUUCCCAAUUUAGUGCUACUUCGGAUAAAUCGGUUACGAGUAAUAUGAAAGGGGAUGAUGUGUUAAUCACGCCCAGGGCGACCUCCACAAUAUCUCCAAUAACAACGGAAUCAACAACGACAUUGCCGAUACUCGAAGACGAGCAAUCUUUGGAAAUCGACGACGUGUUCUCCCUAUCUACAUUGAAGGGAGACCCGGGAAUAUCCGGUCCGGUCGUCGACUCUGAUGAAGUCACAGUUUCUAAGGCGACAGGUGGUUGGUACGGAGCACGGUGGCCAUUCGUCGAUCCUUCUUCUUAUUUCCAAUGGACGGGUUACUCGUUGGCGGACAAUCUUUUAUUGCCGCUGCUUGUGGCUACUCUGUCCUCCAUUGUACUCGUGUUGUUGCUGGCGCUGGCUGUACGUCGUCGCAAGAGGACGUCCACAGCUUCCGCACAGAUUGGGAAGUUAACCUCUGAUCUUCAAGAUGAUGUUACUAACCUUCUGCAGGCUGAAAAUCCAGAAGAUGCCGAGGAGUGAACUGCCCAAACCACAUCGCUUGUUCAUGUAGCUUCUUCGAGAGUACAAGUAAAAAUAUGCCUUAUGUACAAUUGAAAGAAAGCUCAUAAUCCCAGUGUCAUCUCAGUUGUACAUUAGGCAUCAGAGCAC